AUGAAGGACUCCUUCCAGAUGGACGGCCAACCUUGCAAAUGGCAGCGGCCGCGGAAGUCAGCGCUGCGUGUCAUUGAGAAGAACUUCCUGCUCAGUUGUGUUCUUGCUGCGGCGACAACCUAUCUACUGGUCGGACAUUUCUGGCAUCAUCCUUCAUUGGACACGACCACUCAAAGUGGUUACGCCUCGCUACUUCCAGAGGACCUGGAAUAUGGCUUGGCACAAUGCGCCGCCAACCAGGAACGACCCGCUGUAGAUCACGGCUUGGCUUCCAUUCGUCUCGCCAAGCCUCGAUCUGGCGUACGGACCAUCUUGUAUCAUGCUACACUCAUCGACGGCGAUGGUAAGGUCACUCCGGACUGCACCAUCGAGAUGCAAGACGGGAUUAUCACUGCUGUUGUUGCAAGCUCGUCUGCUCUAGACAGAGUCUCCGAGUCCUCUGACACAAUCAAGAUUGAUCUGGAAGGCCGGAUCGUCACGCCAGGUCUGGUUGAUAUUCACUCUCACAUCGGCAUUCGUCCAACCCCUCAACUUUGGGCAACAGAGGAUGUGACCGAGUACUCAUCCAUGGCAACGCCGUGGGGCCGGGCCAUCGACGCGAUCAAGCCCAACGACCCGGCCUUUCCCGUUGUCGCUAGCGGCGGAGUGACCACUUCUCUGGUUCUGACUGGUGCCAAGAACUCCAUGUCUGGCGAGGGUGCCGUGCUGAAAAUGAAACGCGCAGAGUCUGUCUAUGACCUGCUCGUCAACCUCACCGAGGCUGGAGGCAAGCCGCAGAGAUACCUGAAGAUGGCUAUGGGCGAGAACCAGAAGAGGCAGUUCCAGAAUGUCCCCGGCGGGCUAGUGUCUCGACAGGGCGAGUCGUUUGUCUACCGCAAGGCAUACGACACUGCCAGACGAGUCAAGCAGCGUCAAGAUAUGUGGUGCGAGGCUGCAUCGACAGCGCUCGGCCGAGCCAGCCUGACUGAGGAGUAUCCCAGGUCGCUCGAGUGGCAGACUCUAGUCGACGUCCUGCGCGGCGAUGUGAGCCUCCACAUCCACGGCUACGAGACUGUCGACAUCCUCGCCAUGUUCGACCACUCUGAUGAGUUCGGCUUCAACAUCACGGCCUUACACCAUGGCCUGCACGCAGAUUCAAUUACCGACGAGGUCAGGAAGCGCAAUAUUGCUGUUGUCGGCUUUACCGACUCGUGGGGUGACAAGAAAGAGAACUACAAUGUCACCCUCUACUUCCCGAAGAGGAUAGUGGAUGCCGGUAUUCCUCUCGCUCUCACUCGUGAUGCUCCCGCGCUGCACGGCCAGUUCCUCAUCUAUGAAGCUCAGAUCGCGCAUCACUUUGGUGUCAGCGCUGAGACUGCAUUUUCAUCCGUCAUGGCGGUGCCAGCCCGUCUUAUGGGCAUGGACAACAGAAUCGGUUUCAUCAGGCCUGGGUACGACGCAGAUCUUGUAGUCUGGGACAGACACCCCUUACGCGUUGGAGCUGCCCCCCUCGAAGUCUUCAUCGACGGCAGUAGUGUUGUUCGGGCAUCCUCGGACCUCUGGCGCCGGUCGCAGGACUUCGUCACAGAUGCGCCCCCGUCGAGGCCGGAAGCUGAGAUCAAGACACCUGUGAGUCCUGUCGGCCAUGCAGAUGUCGUUCUAAAGGGCAUCGUCAGCAGCUUCGUUGGCAAGGGUGGCAAGAGGGGCGAGGAGAUCCGCGGGUCUGAUAUGACUGCCGUCAUCCGCGAUGGGAACCUGGUUUGCAUUGGAGAGACCGGUUGUACCGACGCUGCAGCUGAGGCGACAUUGGCCGGAGCUCCUGUCGUCCAGGUCAACAAUGGUGUUGUGAUUCCUGGUCUCACCAUCGUCACGCGCCAGCAUGGCCUUGUCGAGAUGGCUUUGGAACCAUCGACAGGCGACGGUGCUUCUUCGGGUGCCAACUUUGACAAUCCUCCGGAGGCCCAAUUCGGACUUACAUUCGGUGGCAUUCACGUCCAGAGUGCCCAUCACGCAGGGGUCACCCGCAUUGUGACUCCGCCUCUGACGACAGGCUUCUUCCAUGGCAUCAGCACGAGAUUCAGAGCGGGAGCGAAGAGCGUUCUCGAUGAUGGCGCGGUCUCUGAUCCAAAUGUCGCACUCCACUUCACGAUCGGACAUGAAGGAAAAGGUCCAGUGACGCCCUCUGUUACCCUCCAGAUCCAGAAACUCCGAGAGCUCCUCACUACCGAACAGCCGCCGCAUUCCGUCUACAGGCGCGCUGCCAGGGGUGAGAUCCCCGUUGUCGUCCAUGUACACAACAAGGAUGUGAUCGCACACAUGAUCGCACUGAAGCACGAAACAAAUGCCCACAUUGUCAUCAUGGGCGCAGCUGAGGCACAUCUUCAUGCCGACGCGCUCGCAAAGGCCGAUAUCCCCGUCAUCGUUGCUCCAUUCUGGGGCUGCGAGCCGCUCUUCUGGGACGCACGCCAUUGUCUUCCUGGUCCGCCGUUGGUUGAUGCUCUAGGCCCGCAAGUGCUGGUUGAGGCUGGCGUUACGGUCGGUAUCGCCAGCUGGGAUACCAUGAACAACCACAUACAGAGCAGCAUCUGGGAGGCAGGGUGGCUGGCAGGACCCGCCAAUCACAGCCUUGCCCUUGACCUCGUGACUAGGAAUGUCGAGAAGGCUCUUAAACUCUCGGAAACUGGUGACAUUGUGGUGUUUGAGGGCAAUCCCUUUGACUUUGGUGCUCGUGUUGCAUUGAGCUUCGAAGAGGGUCGCGUCCAAAGUGUGUAUCCCAAUGCCGACGCUACAGAAUAG
Molecule: messenger RNA, 2775 nt
Organism: Thyridium curvatum
Lineage: Eukaryota; Fungi; Ascomycota; Sordariomycetes; Thyridiales; Thyridiaceae
Exons: 5
Coding region: 1-2775 (924 amino acids)
Biological process (GO): purine nucleobase catabolic process
Cellular component (GO): cytoplasm
Molecular function (GO): allantoinase activity
Source: RefSeq, a predicted model, not a curated record